Messenger RNA from Miscanthus lutarioriparius, 336 nucleotides. The record is from the annotation of a GenBank genome assembly. NCBI's taxonomy places the organism in Eukaryota, Viridiplantae, Streptophyta, Magnoliopsida, Poales, Poaceae.
AUGAUGAUGGGCGUCAGGCGUGGUCUUCCCUUGGCGCCAUACAAGCCAUUCGCUACCAAAGCAGGCAAGCAGAGUCAGUACCUGCACCACCCCGGCCAGCACUUCAACGUCCAGAGCAACGAUCAAGGUGCACAAUGCCCAGUAGCCGGCAGCCGCUCGACGAAAUGCCUUGAAGGCAAGCAGUUCACUGCAGCAAUGCUGUUAGAUGAAGACUGUUCCUGCUACAAGUCAUCUUCUCUAUGCAUGCAACCUAUGUGGAGCAUUUGCUAUUCAUUAAAAACCCUUCUAAGGAGUGCCAAGUCCGUUAAUGCGCUUAAGCUCUUGGCUGUUCGCUAA